Cajanus cajan (pigeon pea) is the source of this 315-nucleotide messenger RNA. NCBI's taxonomy places the organism in Eukaryota, Viridiplantae, Streptophyta, Magnoliopsida, Fabales, Fabaceae. The record is from RefSeq and is a predicted model, not a curated record.
AUGGAGUCGAAAAACCUUGGGAGGUUUACGUUGGGGAAGCAGUCGUCACUGGCACCGAAACGCCGCAACGAGGAAGCGGAGCUUCAGAAUGAGGGAGACGCCGUUGACCAAAGCGUGAGGUUGAUGUAUUCGGCAUUUGAAGGCGAUGUGGAUGGUAUUCACGAGGUGUUGGAGUCUGGGGUUAGUGUCAAUUUCAGGGAUAUUGAUUAUCGCACUACUCUUCAUGUUGCCGUGUGUGAGGGAUUCACUAAGGUCGUUGAGUUUUUGCUCCAGAAAGAUGCCAAAGUUGACGCCAAGGAUCGAUGGGGAAGCACA